Messenger RNA from Toxotes jaculatrix (banded archerfish), 5069 nucleotides. RefSeq lists its product as uncharacterized. Gene Ontology annotation, molecular function: POU domain binding; DNA binding. Lineage: Eukaryota; Metazoa; Chordata; Actinopteri; Toxotidae. Gene Ontology annotation, cellular component: nucleus. The transcript has 12 exons. Gene Ontology annotation, biological process: regulation of gene expression. The record is from RefSeq and is a predicted model, not a curated record. Bases 119 to 1441 code for a protein of 440 amino acids.
CGCACGAAACUGUAAGUCAGAGCCAGACAAACAGGUGCUGAGACCCGACAAACACUGUGUCAGCCCCAGAAGGAGAGCGGCCUCAGCGACCCUAAACCACAGGACUGUGUUGUACAAAAUGAGAGGAAGAUACAAAAGAAAGGAUCCGAAAGAAAGAAGCGAUGAAACAACAGACGCAGGGCUCUUCCCUCUCCCUGAGGAAACCGCGGCGAGCAUGGCCGAGCCUGACACACCUCUUCCCGUUUUCACUGUCCAGGAUGUGGGCGGUAAUAAAAAAGGUGCAAGAUGUUCCCUUUAUGGCGGUGAGAAGGUCUACCUUGGAGUACGUGUCAAAAUGCCAGUAAAGGAGCUACUGAGAAACAUCCGUGUGGCCCAAGGCUGGAAACCUCAGGAUCUUCAGGACACAUGCGGCAAAACAGUGAAAGGAGACAAGAAACGAGUCAAAACUCGCACAGGACGCCGAACUACCAAGAGAAAACGCCCAACAAAAAGCCUGGAGGAGCUGGCAAUCAUCGUUGAGGUGCUGGAGGAAGAUCUUAGGACCAGUAACACCUACCGCUCCCCUUCCCAACUUUCCUGCUCAGACCCCCAGUCAGCUCAGUCCCCUGAAUGGUCUCCAACUGGGUACAACAGUGAUGAGUCCGAUGAAAUUAUCCCCAGCCCGCAGUCCUACAUGACCUACUCACCAGGCACAAUAGAGUACUACCAGGCCCCUUCUCCUCCUGGCUUCAUGCACUCUAGCCUUCAGCCUCCCAGCAUUACAAACACAGGAAGAGAGGGUGGAAGAAGGGAGGAGUGGUUUGAUCUCCAGAACAACAGCUGGAACCUGAACAACUCUGCCUUCUUCUGGACCCAGCUGCAGAAGGAGGAGAUCCAGCUGAGGGCCAUCUCCGAUGCGGUACUGCUGGCCACCGAUGAACAUGGCAGAACAGCUCUCCAUAAUGUGGCGUGUGUCGGAAAGAGGGCGCUGGGCUACGCCAUCGCUAAAAGGAUGGCCGCACUCAGCAGCUUGGACCUUAAAGACUCUGAUGGAAUGACCGCCCUCCUGCAUGCGGCGAAUCACAACCAUCACCUUAUGGUGGCAGAUCUGAUCCGCCUUGGGGCCAACGUCAAUGAGACGAACAAUGCAGGAAAGUCCUGCCUCCACCUCAGCGCUGAGAAAGGCUACACCCAAGUCCUGGAGGUUCUGAAGCGCACAAUGAUGGAUGGCGUGUAUGUUGAUGUUGAAGCCACUGAUAAUUGUGGAAUGAGUGUCAUCCAAUGUGCUUCAGUGGCUCUGAAGGCCACAGUAUGUGAGCUGGAAAGCAGCAAAUCCCCCAGUUACACCAGACUCCAAACACUCCGCCAAGAGCAGAUGAUGGAGACCCUGGAGUGUCUGCUGCACAUGGGCAGCUACCUUCAUACCAUGGGAAGCCAGAGCAUGCAGCCUAGAACUGGUUAACCUCUUGGCACAUCCGCCCGGCAGGGCAUCUUGGAGACCCAACAGUAAUGUUCAGAGUUGGUUCAGGCUUGAAUUUGUUGUGGAGAGACCAUAAUUAGUGGGUUUCUUUUCUGUCUAAGAAUGAGUUCAGGCCUGUUAUGUAAAGCAUCUGAUGUUUUGUGUUUGGUAAAAUGCCUGACUUGCAAUCAGGUAUUUAUUGUAACCCGCACAGAAACGUUAGGUGCCCAUUAGCUGGUUUCUGUGAAACUUCCACUGUUUGUUACAUUGGAGUAACAAGUUGUCCUCAGUUAGUGUGUCUGUGGAGAUCCAGAUGUGAAAUCCUACCAGAAUAUUUUAGAAAUAUGACAGUAUAAUGAGAAAGUGCUGGCUUUUUCAUGCCAGUUUUAAAAGCCUGGCCCCUAAAUACAAUAUAUCUAGCACUUAAACUAUAAUGAUGCUACAAACACUUCCCUAUGGAAGUGUUUGUAGCUUACACUGCAAUAUUUAACCAGCAGCUGAACAGGUCAAUAGAUAUGUCAUUAUUCUCUUUUAAAAACUGGACACUAGCCCUCCCCUCUGGGACUCACUUUGAUUUGUAGUCAAAGAGAUUUAGUGCCAUAGAAUUUACAUAUUGGAUCUUUUACAUGACUUUUGUACUAGAGGACAUGACAAGUUUUAGUAAGUAUUGUGUGGUGAUGGGGAAUAAAUAUGUACCUUCACAUGAUUCAGCUCAUUCAAAAACGUUUUAAAAGUUUUUAGCCUGUCAUGUGUGGGGAGUUUUAGUUUUGUUAAAGUAAUACCUCUUAGUAUACACUCACUAUGCACUUUAUUGGGAACCCAUGUACACCUGCUUCUUCAUGCAGUUACCCAACCAGCCAAUCGUGUAACAGCAAUGCAGUGCAUAACAUUAUGAAGAUACAGGUCAGAAGCUUUAGUUAACAACAGCAGAGACCACGUCAGGUCAGGUCGUCAGAAAGCAAAGUGAGGAACCUAUCCAGUAUGGUGUUCCUAAUAAAGAGCUUAGUGAGUGAAUAGUUAUAUUUGUCUAUAAAUAUACACUGUAGUGUGCAAAAUGUUAUGUUAUGUUAUAUGAUCUGUCUUUGACAUGUGUUCAUGAAUUAUUGUGCUUUAAUACUAAGACAAUGCUGGUAGUUUGACAUGUUUGGUAGACGUUUGCUUUCUUACUGGGAGUUAAGAGGAGAACAUCAGUUUAAUUUCUUUGUGUUCAUUAAAGAAGUGUUCAAAAUGUGUUUAUCUUGGCCAGUUUAGCUCAAAAAGGAAAGGCAAGAGCACAAAAGUGCACACAGUAUCAUCUGUAUUUAAUACACGCAGAAACAAAAAAAAAAAAACCAAAACAUUGUGGUUUGACAAUCAGUUAGAUUGUGCACUGAAGCUAUUGACCAGCACACGCUAGUUAUGGUGUUGUCCACACAGUAAGGUUGCUAGCUGUGGAUAAUUUUUGUCCUUUGACCCAAAACUCUGAUGAUUCUUCGAUGUAUUGAUAAUUAACAAGCCCAUUCACAAGGUACAACAUGUAAACAAGACAGUUUUCCCUCCAGCUUUUUACCCUGCAUUCAGUCUGUGUGCUAAGCUGGGCCAAGCACAUCCUGAAUCUCAGGUGAACACAGAGAUAGAACUGAUAAUGACCUCCUCAUCUAACUUGGCAAAACUUGUUUUUGCUAUCAGUGUAUUCAGUCUAUAACUAGGGUAUUGGGACACUGUGAUGUAAUCCAUGUAAAGGUUUAAAAGGCUACUAGUUGUACACUGAUGAGCUAAAACAUUAUGACCAGCGCUGCGUAAUAUUCUGUUUCUCCUUAACGUGCCACUGGCCAUGGACUCUACAUAAAACCCAGCUGUCUGACCAUAACGAUUUGUCAGAGUCGGUCAGGUCUUUACACCUGCCCAUUUCUCAUGCACUCAUCACACUACUGUCCUCAACUAACUGUUCACACACCACCUGAGAUCACCAUCUGAUAUCACUCAUGUGCUCUGGUUAUGAGAUAAUCAACGUUCUUAAUUUCAUCUGUGAUCAUAAUAAUGUCUUGGCUCAUCAGUGUAUAAUAUUAUUUUAGUUAUUUAUCAGGUGGUCUUGGGACCAAUUAAAGCCAUACGAUCUAUGCAGUUACUAAUUUACUUUAAAAUGUAUACUCUUAAAGUUUGUUGAGUCAUUUACACUUUUCUAGAGAUUUUUUUUUUUUUUUAUCAGAAAUGAUUUGUCUAUAUUGUCAAGGAGCUUGUUUUCUAGUUGAUUUGCCAACACUGGAUCAUUUUUAUUUUGCUAUUUGAAGUGAGUAUCAUGAGCAUCAAUUUCUGGGUUGAACUAUGCUCAGGAGAAGAUGCUGUGGUGAGGUUUAAGUGAUCAAGAGUCAAAGUUAAGUAUCAUUAUACAAAAUAGAAGAAAUUGUUUUUUCUCAUGCAGGCGUGUGGAUAACAAAAUCAUAGUCUUGUUAGCUGUUCACUAUUAACAAAGACUGGUUUAUAUGUAUGAAAGUGAACUAGCAUGAAUUAUUAGUUUUAUCAUUUAUUGUUUACGAGUGUUGGGAUUCAUGUAGCUUAAGAAUAUAAAGACGUCAGGCUACAGCGUUAAAAUCACUGACAGGUGAAGUGAACAUUGAUUAUGUCAUUACAAUGGCACCUGUCAAGGGGUGGGAUAUAGCAGGCAGCAGGUGAACAGUCAGUUCUCAAAGUUGAUGUAUUGAAAGCAGGAAAAAUGGGCAAACAUAAGGUGAGAGCAUCUCCCUGUGGGCUGUACGCUUGAAUGAGUGACUUAAAUUUGUUGAUUUACAGUGUCUUUCAUAUUAAUAUAUCUCAUCUUGCUAUUUAGAUUAUAAUGUAAUGUCACAUUACAUUCAUUUUUUUUUCCCCAAAAGCAUAAUUGAUGACUUGGGAACUUGUUUUACCUUGCAGGGAUGUCUAUAGGGAUAUAUAUAGAUGAACUACUCUUGACCAACUUUUAUAGUAGGAAGGUUACAAAACUGAUUGGGCUUUGGGAUUUUUGGGGGGAUUUUUGUGUGUGCGUGUUUUCUUUUAAUGUAUUAUACUGUAAUCUAUUUUGAAAGCUGAAAACAAGCACGAGGAGUGAGGAAAUCUCAUAAGGAGUCAUUGUCCAUGUCAGUCUUCCACUUUAGUGAUUUUACCUGCACGUUUGGGUUUUCUGUUGCAUUAUAAACAAUGUGGUGUUCGUGUGAUGAAUCAUGCAGGUUGUUAUAGAUUACACAGAGCUGCUGAUCUCAUAGUUUCAACCAACAGUUUGUGAAAACAUGAAUAACACAUGAUAAAUUGAGGGGUUUGAUGACAUAAACAAGAAAUAAGCUUAUUAAUAAGAUUAAUGGGCUGGCCAGCUGGUCUAGUUAAAGGUAAAAUUAUUGGUCACAUGAACUGCUUCGUACUAAUUGAAUUGAAGUCUUUGAACUGCUGUUAACAAUUGAAAUUUCACACAGAAAUUUAACAUCACAAACAGCCAUACACAGUGGCUACACGUAGCUUACUUCCAGCAGCUCGUUGCAGUUUUGUGCAGCAGUUUUCAUUACACAUAAUUAUUCACACUGAUGGUGGGUGUUCGCUGUCAAUAUCAUAAUUCAUGCUUCUGUAACAAUAUGUGCAUUUUCAUCUUAAAGAGCUUAAUAAAGGAGGUUUUGGUUUCUGUAAA